Molecule: messenger RNA, 5490 nt
Organism: Pygoscelis adeliae (Adelie penguin)
Lineage: Eukaryota; Metazoa; Chordata; Aves; Sphenisciformes; Spheniscidae
Gene: FHOD3
Product: formin homology 2 domain containing 3
Exons: 27
Coding region: 1-4608 (1535 amino acids)
Biological process (GO): actin filament network formation; cardiac myofibril assembly; sarcomere organization
Cellular component (GO): cytoskeleton; cytoplasm
Molecular function (GO): actin filament binding
Source: RefSeq, a predicted model, not a curated record
AUGUUACAGCUUGAUGACUGCACCCUGCAAUUGUCUCACAACGGUACCUAUCUGGAUCUAGAAUCGACCCUAGCAGAACAAAGAGACGAAUUGGAAGGCUUCCAGGAGGAUGCUGGGAGGGGCAAGAAACACAGUAUAAUUCUGAGGACCCAGCUGUCAGUGAGAGUCCAUGCCUGCAUUGAAAAACUUUACAAUUCCAAUGGACGGGAGCUGAGACGGGCACUUUUCUCCUUGAAACAAAUAUUUCAGGAUGACAAGGACUUGGUUCAUGAGUUUGUUGUCGCUGAAGGUCUGACUUGCUUAAUCAAAGUGGGAGCAGAGGCCGACCAGAAUUAUCAGAACUACAUCCUGAGAGCUUUGGGCCAGAUUAUGCUCUAUGUUGAUGGCAUGAAUGGAGUAAUAAAUCAUAAUGAAACCAUCCAAUGGCUGUACACACUUAUUGGGUCAAAGUUGCACUCUUUUUUCCGCCUGGUGGUAAAGACAGCGCUGAAGCUGCUGCUGGUGUUUGUGGAGUAUACCGAAUCCAAUGCACCGCUUUUAAUCCAGGCAGUAUCUACCGUUGAUGAAAAGAGAGGAGCCAAGCCGUGGUCCAACAUCAUGGAGAUCCUGGAGGAGAAGGAUGGGGUUGAUACCGAACUACUGGUUUACGCAAUGACCUUGGUUAACAAGACGCUGUCGGGGUUGCCAGAUCAAGACUCUUUCUACGACGUGGUGGACUGUCUGGAAGAGCUAGGCAUUGAAGCUAUUUCACAGAGACACUUGAACAAGAAAGGAACAGACUUGGACUUAGUUGAGCAAUUUAACAUUUAUGAGAUGACACUGAGACAUGAGGAUGGAGAUGAGAGUGCUGACCCGCCUCCCAGUGGGCGCAAGGACCGGAGAAGGGCCAGUCUUGGUGCUAGUGAGCGGAGGGGGUUAGAGCGCCGACGGAGCCGCAGGCACUCAGUACAGAACGUGAAAAGCACUUUAUCAGCCCCUGCGAGUCCAUGCGGUCAGCCGAACCCUAGCUUCAUGCUAGGCCACAGACAGCACGUUGAAGAUCUCAGUGAGAGUGGGGUCCCAGGUGCACAGGAGGCUGUGAAUGAAAACCUUUCAUGGUGUUCUGAUUCUUCAGCCGUCUCCAGUGCCAUUUCUCCAGCUGAGAGGCCUCUCUCCUGCUCUAGAGCAAAGAGCUCUUCUAGCAGCUCCUCUUCUGUGCCUGACUCAUCUGUCUCUCAUCAUAAUUCUGUCCUUUCAUCACCAUCUUCACCUGCGGCAGCAUUACUAAGCUCCUCCCAGAAUUCAUCAGCAUCCAUUACUCCAAAGGCAUCUCCAACGGUGGAGAAAUUACCUUAUGUACCACAUACUCCUUUUCACCUCUUCUCGUACGACUUUGAAGAGUCUCCAACAUCUGUGAAAGAAAAGGAAGCAGAGGUGAUGAGGGAAAACAGAUACAAUAGCUACAGCAGCAGCUCUUACUCUUCUCCGCGACCUUACUCUGGUGUGAGUGCCCCAACAACACCGACUUCUCGUUAUGGGACAACUCUCUCGCCGCCUCAAGAGAUCAAAUCUGACAGGCCAGCUUUGGGUGGUCUCCUUACAUCAUCUUUUCGGCAGCACCAGGAGUCCUUGGCAGCAGAAAGAGAAAGACGACGUCAGGAGAGAGAAGAAAGGUUGCAAAGGAUAGAACGUGAAGAAAGAAACAAAUUCAACCGCGAUUAUUUAGACAAAAGAGAAGAACUAAGACAAGCAAGAGAAGAGAGAUACAAAUACUUGGAGAGGUUGGCAGCGGAGGAGUAUGAGAAGGAGCUGAAGAGUCGGAGCGUAAGCCGAGGUAGAAGUGAGCUGUCCUUGAACCUGAGAUCUCCUUCAGCCCCAUCCUCGCCUGUACCCAAGUGCGUCAGCCCAGCAUCCACAGAGUCCCAGGAAGAGCUGAAGACCCCUUCCACCCCUUGUGGGACCCCUCAGCCCUCAGAAGUGAGUGCCAGUGAACCCGAACCAGAGACAGAGACAGAACCAGAACCAGACCCAGAGCAGGAGGCUGAGGCUGAGGCCGAGCAGGGAACGGAGACACCCAAGGAAAUAGAGGCUACAGAGGUGGGACCAGAGAGUGAGGUGGAGCAAGGACCAGAGAGAGAGCCAGAAGAAAGUGCAAUACUCAGUGAAAAAGAGAGGCAGAAUGAGGAAGUGAAUGAAAAAGACAACUGCUCUGCAUCCAGCAUAUCCUCAGCAAGCAGCACUUUAGAGAGGGAAGAGAGAGAGGACAAGUUAACCAGUGACAAUGAAACUGGUCCAUGGUCACAGACCAUUCAGGAUGCUGGUGUGAAUGAGCAGUGCAGCAACAUCCUCAACAACAAGCGAUUUAUGCUGGACAUGUUGUAUGCGCAUAACAAAAAGCCCAAGGAUGAAGAGGAGAAGGAGCUGGAGGCGAAGGAGGAAAAGAAGGAGACGGAGGAAGGCGAGGAGUCACUCACUAGCCUAGCCAGUAGGAUCUCUAUCCUUCAGGCCACAAAGCAGGCCAAAGAUGAAAGUGUCAAAAAGAUGGAGAUCGGAAAUCUGGACAACCAAGGCAGUGUGAAAGCCUUUGCGGAAAAAUUUAACAGUGGUGAGCUGGCCAAGGGGACAGCCGUGCCUGAAGAUGAAAUCAGUGAACAGGUCCCUGAGAAAACACCAGCACAGCCAAAGAAGGAAUCUGACUACAUCUGGGAUCAGCUCAUGGCUAAUCCUAGAGAACUUAAAAUCAAAGACAUGGAUUUUACAGACUUGGGGGAGGAGGAUGAUGUAGAUGUGUUGGACAUGGAUAUGGGUCCUGGGGACUCCCUUGUUCCCCCUCCUCCACCUCCACCUUCUUUUCUGGGUUUGCCUCCUCCACCACCUCCCCCACUGUUUGGAUGUCCGCCUCCACCUCCACCCUCUGCUAAUUUAUUGGCUCCUCCUCCGCUGUUCAGCACUCCUCAGGGUUUAGGGUCACCCCAGGUUUCUAGGGGUCAGCCAGCAUUUAUAAAGAAGAAGAAAACCAUCCGUCUGUUUUGGAACGAGGUACGGCCAUUUGAGUGGCAGUGUAAAAACAACAAACGCUGCAGAGAAUUCCUGUGGUCGAAACUGGAACCCAUUAAGGUGGACACUUCCAAACUGGAGCAUCUCUUUGAGUCUAAAUCCAAGGAACUGCCUGUCACAAAGAAAACUGCUGCAGAUGGGAAGCGACAGGAGAUCAUUGUAUUGGACUCGAAACGAAGCAACGCUAUUAAUAUUGGCUUGACUGUGUUGCCCCCUCCCCGGACUAUCAAGACUGCUAUUUUGAACUUUGACGAAUAUGCCUUAAACAAGGAAGGAAUAGAGAAAAUCCUGACCAUGAUCCCGACCGAGGAGGAGAAGCAAAAGAUCCAGGAGGCACAGCUGGCGAACCCUGAUGUCCCCCUGGGCAGCGCCGAGCAGUUCCUUCUCACCCUCUCCUCCAUCAGCGAACUUUCCGCCAGGCUCCAGCUCUGGGCUUUCAAGAUGGACUACGAGAUAGUGGAAAAGGAAGUUGCAGAACCACUUCUAGACCUGAAGGAAGGAAUGGACCAACUGGAGCACAAUAAAACUUUGGGAUUUAUCCUUUCUACUCUACUAGCCAUUGGGAACUUUCUGAAUGGAACCAACGCCAAAGCUUUUGAGUUGAGCUACCUCGAGAAGGUUCCAGAAGUCAAGGACACAGUGCACAAGCAGUCCCUCCUGCACCACGUCUGCACUAUGGUGGUGGAAAAGUUCCCAGACAGCACUGAUCUUUAUUCAGAGAUUGGGGCCAUCACUAGGUCAGCCAAGGUUGACUUUGAACAACUCCAGGAAAACUUGUGUCAGAUGGAAAGACGGUGCAAAGCAUCAUGGGAUCACCUUAAGGCUAUAGCAAAGCAUGAAAUGAAGCCAACUCUAAAGCAAAAAAUGUCCGAGUUCCUUAAAGACUGUGCAGAAAGAAUCAUAAUCCUGAAGAUUGUUCAUAGAAGAAUAAUUAACAGGUUUCACUCAUUUUUGUUAUUUAUGGGCCAUCCUCCCUAUGCAAUACGUGAAGUCAACAUCAAUAAGUUCUGCAAAAUUAUUAGCGAAUUUGCUCUGGAAUACCGCACCACCAGGGAACGAGUUUUGCAGCAAAAACAGAAACGAGCUAACCACAGGGAAAGAAACAAGACCAGAGGGAAAAUGAUAACAGAUACCGAUGAAGAGGAGGAUGCUGAGUCUGGCAAGUUUUCCAGCAGCUCGCCCCCCUGCCAGAGCCAGCCCCAGGGGCUGCAGUACGCUGAGGACGCUGCAGAGCAUGAGAACAUGAAGGCUGUGCUGAAGACCUCCUCCAUCAGCGGGGAAAGCACCACGGCGCUCGGGGUUCGCACUCGAAGCCGGGCCAGCCGAGGCCGUAUCAGUUCAUGGAACACUGGCAACGAUGAUUCACCUAAUGCAACGGAUGACGCAGCAGAUGAGAUCAUGGAUCGUAUUGUAAAGUCCGCCACCCAAGUGCCAAGCCAGCGAGUGGUGCCUAGAGAGAGGAAGCGGUCACGAGCAAAUAGGAAGUCAUUGAGAAGGACACUAAAGAGCGGACUGACACCAGAAGAAGCCAAAGCACUGGGCCUCAUCAGCACCUCUGAGAUGCAGGUUUGACGUCCCAGAGGUGGCGACAAGAAGAGCCGUUCAUCUGAAGCACACAGGCUGACAACCCUUCGGUGUGGCAUUGACCUGCCAGCCUCCUCCGCUGCUCCCAACAUCCCGUCCUCUGUUAGUCCAAUUUUAAUAAGCAACAAAAAGCGAAACCCCACAGCCAGGGCAGAAGAAGGGUGUGCCGCAGCUCAGCUCAGCAUCCGGACAGUAACUGAGGAAGCGUUUGAGUGCUUGUAGGUGAAAGCAUAUGGCUUCUUCUCCUCAUGGUGUGUUGAUGUGGGUAGGAGGGGGCUCUCUCUGAGUUAUCUGUCAUUAUGUGAGCUGUGUUUACGUUGGCUUUCCUUGUGCCCUGUUUUAGUCAUUGUAAAUGUAUGGCGUUUUGUCAAUGCAAGGAACAGUCCUUAAAGAGGCAAAAUAACUCCUGUUACCGCAACCCCAGUUUUCCUGAAGCAGAUUCAUUAAGCAAAGAUGCACAGUCUGUACAACCCUGUGGUUUGUUGGGGUUUUUUUAUUAUUUUGCCACCAAAGAAUGUAAAAAUGUAUGUGUACCUUUGUAUAUGUACAGAAUGAAUGUGUGGACAUGUGUGCGUGUAUCUAUACACAUACAGUCAUGGUGUGAAAUCAUGCUCUUGCUGAAGCUAGCUGGGCCAUGAUUUUCACUCUGGGGCCUUACUGUUCCACCUGGACAGGAGGAAAAGAAUGUCUUUUUGUGGGAACUCAGUGUUAUUCAGUGGGAUUCACCCUGUGGGGCAGGAGGUGGCCUGCAGUACAAGUGGAAAGUUAGGGAUCCUGAAUUCAUAUGUAUUAAUACGCACUCAUACUGUACAUAGCAGCAUGCACACAGAGGGGAGGACACAGAACACCUCCCUCUUGUUGAGCUAUGGC